AUGUCAAAACCCGAGUCCCAAGCCAAGGGCGUCAUUGCUUUCGGGCAGCAGCAAAUAGAUCGCGUCAUUGCCCCCUCUACGCGCCAGAAGGCGUACAGUGCUACCGCUGAUUUUGCGACUGAGAAGCCCGUGGUAUUCGCCUUUCUCGCAUCGCAGGUCCUCUUCUCCUUCGUUCCUCUUCUCCUCUUCACCUGCUUCGCCCUCUCCACCGUUGUUUUCGCCCUCGUGUCCGCCGUCAUCUUCUCGCUCUUCUGGAUCGGCGUCGCUAUGCUCGUCUUAGUUCCGACCCUCUUCGUGACCUUCAGUGUCGGUGUACUCGUGUGGUUAUGGGUCGUUGCCACGCUCCUGGUCGGACGCUGGGUCUAUAACAUGAUACCGGUUAACGCGCGCGGGGACGACAUGGCGGUUCAGUUGCCGAACGGCAAGCAAACCAUCUACCAGGAUGAGGACCAGGUCAAUGGCCACGGCCAUGAGUCCGAUCACGGCGAUGUCAAGUCCGAGACCACCGAGAUCAAAGAGUAG
Pseudomassariella vexata is the source of this 522-nucleotide messenger RNA. RefSeq lists its product as uncharacterized. Bases 1 to 522 code for a protein of 173 amino acids. The transcript is spliced from 2 exons. Lineage: Eukaryota; Fungi; Ascomycota; Sordariomycetes; Amphisphaeriales; Pseudomassariaceae. The record is from RefSeq and is a predicted model, not a curated record.